This is a messenger RNA of Ostrea edulis (European flat oyster), 1841 nucleotides long. Its product is annotated as high-affinity choline transporter 1-like. Gene Ontology annotation, biological process: choline transport; acetylcholine biosynthetic process; transmembrane transport. Gene Ontology annotation, molecular function: choline:sodium symporter activity. The coding region runs from base 39 to 1670 and encodes 543 amino acids. Lineage: Eukaryota; Metazoa; Mollusca; Bivalvia; Ostreida; Ostreidae. Gene Ontology annotation, cellular component: plasma membrane. The transcript has 7 exons. The record is from RefSeq and is a predicted model, not a curated record.
AUUCCCGCCUUGUGAACCCGAGCCACAGACAGACAAAUAUGGUGGUGAAUGUUCCCGGUUUGAUCUCAGUCAUUAUCUUCUAUUUCGUCAUCUUAGUCAUCGGACUUUGGGCGGCCCGCCGGACUAAAGGCGAAACCAACAGCGAGAAUGUCAUGCUGGCAGGGCGGGACAUUGGGGCAUUCGUGGGGGUAUUCACCACAACAGCUACCUGGGUAGGUGGAGGGUUCAUCAAUGGUACGGCGGAAGCUGUUUAUAGUUAUGGUCUGGUGAAUUGUCAGGCUGCGGUGGGGUAUGCACUCAGUCUUGUCAUGGGUGGAGUAUUUUUUGCCCGCAGGAUGCGUGAACAAGGUUACGUGACCAUAUUGGACCCGUUCACACGGACCUACGGAGAGAGGAUGGGAGGGCUUCUCUACAUACCGGCACUGAUGGGGGAGGUGUUCUGGUCUGGGGCCAUACUCGCCGCUCUAGGGAGUACACUGAGAGUGAUCGUUGGACUUUCUCAUGAAGUGUCCAUUGUAGUGUCCGCCUCCAUCGCCGUAUUCUACACUCUGUUUGGGGGACUCUACUCCGUGGCUUACACUGAUGUCGUCCAACUCAUCUGCAUUUUUAUUGGUUUGUGGUUAUGUAUCCCAUUUGCUAUGACCAAUGAAUUCGUAGAGAACAUAUCUGUCAAUUCUUCUACGGAGUGGAUCAAAGAGGUGGAUCCGGUAUUUGCAGGGGUGUAUAUUGACUCCUUUCUCCUUCUUAUAUUUGGAGGAGUGCCUUGGCAGGCAUUUUUCCAAAGGGUGUUGUCUGCACGAACAGCUGGGAUUGCUCAGGGCCUAUCGUUUGCAGGUGGCCUGGGUUGUAUCAUUAUGUCAGUACCAUCAGUUCUCAUAGGCGCCAUAGCUGUCAAUACAGAUUGGAAUCGUACGGCCUAUGUAACAAGAGACAACUUAAACGUUUCUGAGAUUGCUGAGAGAUCGUCCGAUAUUUUACCUUUAGUUCUGCAAUACCUGACUCCAGAAUGGGUAUCUUUCUUUGGAUUAGGAGCGGUGUCUGCUGCAGUAAUGUCGUCCGCCGAUUCUUCCAUUUUAUCCGCCAGUUGUAUGUUUGCUAGGAAUAUCUAUAAAAUGGCGAUCCGAAAGAAGGCUUCCGAGAAGGAAAUCAUCUGGGUGAUGAGGGUCGCCAUUGUUGGUGCUGGUGUCUUGGCAACCGUCAUGGCGAUCACUGUGAAGUCCAUAUACACGUUGUGGUACCUCUGUUCUGACCUCGUAUAUGUGGUAUUAUUCCCACAACUUCUGUGUGUCAUUUACUUAAGAGCUUCCAAUACAUACGGGUCACUUGUGGGAUACAUCAUUGGCAUGUUUUUCCGGAUCGCUGGAGGAGAACCCUCUUUGGGUAUUGACGUGCUCAUCAAAUUUCCCUACUAUUCUGUGAAGAACGGACAGUUAUUUCCUUUUAAAACUCUCUGCAUGUUGAUGUCCUUCACUUCGAUAGUCUUUGUUUCCUAUCUGACGGAUUUCUUGUUCAAAAAGAACAUCCUUCAUCCUCGUUUUGAUAUAUUCAAAUGUGUGACAAACAAAAGGCCCACUGAUGUGGAGCUGACGAAAUAUAAGGCAAAGCCUGAGGAGACUUUUGUUAAUCCUUCGUUUGUUAAUUCUGCAGAGGAAAUACGGGCAAGACGAUAAAUCGAAUUUGUAAUGCAAAAGUAUAUAAUUUUGAAUAUGUCAUAUCUUUGAAAACAAUGGAAUCAGUAGAGUAGCAUGAACGUCUGUUAGAUAUACUGGUAUAUAUAAUUAUUGAGGUCAUGAAAUGUAUAUUAAACUUAUAGAGAGAUUAAAAUAUAUAUUACCAAUCUU